AUGCUGGGUGGCAGCGCCAAAAUAAUCAAAUUUCGAGACGGUUCCGACUGGGAAGACACACACACACGCGUCGAGAUUGAAAGAGGGGAGGCACAGCAGCGGCGUCGAUUGGUCAACCACCACCAAACGGGCAUCCGCAACGACAGCAGCCACGGCAGCACAGACACCGGCAAAUGGCACGAGCAGCAGGGCAUCACCUCGCCACAUGUCGACCCUUCGCGGAUCGGGCGGCAUGCGGAGCCCCUGCCGCCCAUUGCCACCCCUCCGCCUGCCAGCCGAGAUGAAGGAUCGUAUUCGGAUUCAGCCAACCCGAUGCCCGGUCGCGCCACCAUGCCCUCUCAUGCUCGCACCAACCUGGAUCAUCUGGCCCAUGCCCAAGCCUCUACCGUUCGUUACUUGCGUGAGGCGUUGCAGCUUCAGACCGAUAUUGAUGAACGCUUUCAGCUAAGCCAAGAUGUCUGGCGGGACGAAAAGGCAAAGCGCGCUUUACUCAAGGAUCACGUGGCCUCCAUCACCGCCAUCGUUAAGCACAUCAGUCGAGAGCUGGAGCGGGUUGAGCAAAGCGUUCAAGAGCGCAUGAUGGCCACCCACGAAGCUGUGGCGCAGCUGCGCAUGCGACAGGACGCAGGUCUGGGCCGAAUCGGUUGGACAGAAGCCCAACAAGAACACAUCAACGCCUCAAUCCGUGAAGCUGUCAUCGGGCUCCAGUCCGUCCAAGGUUCUCAUCAGGUGCAGCACAGUGGUGCCCAGGCAGAACAUACGGGGUCCCUGUCCGCUGCACGCUUGGCCGGGCUCCAGGACGAGCAAGCAGCACUCAGUACUCGCCUGGCCGGGCUGGAGGCCCGCCUGCAGCAACAGCAACCAGCCAUUCACAGCGCUCACGACGCCACCUCUGAGCUUGAGCGUCGCCUCGUUCAUCAGGAGCUGCAGAGUGCGACGACCGUAGAAGAUCUCCGCCGAGCUGUAGCUGAUCAGGCGGACCGCCAAGUGAGCGCUCUGCAAGCCCUGCGAGAUGAAUUAAGCCGCCAAAGGCGCGAGGACCAAGAAACAGCCAAGGCUGCUUUAGAUGCUGGUCUUGACCAGCUGCGCCAGGCCCUACAAACACGCAUGGAUAAGUUUGAGCAGGAAACACGCGACGAACUAGACCGGUUAGUAACCGAACAACGCCAGCAACGUGCUACUCAAGACGACACCCGUUCUUCCCUCGAGGCUGCCAUCGACAAGCUACGCGAGAGCAUGCGCAACAAGGUGAAGGCUCUAGAAAAGGCGCUGAUUGAAGCCGCCGAAACGAGCACGGCCAUCUCGGAGGUAUCGGAUCUUCGACAUCAAGAACUCAACGCACGUCUCAACAAGGUGCCUUGA
Messenger RNA from Monosiga brevicollis MX1, 1362 nucleotides. RefSeq lists its product as uncharacterized. The transcript has 7 exons. NCBI's taxonomy places the organism in Eukaryota, Choanoflagellata, Craspedida, Salpingoecidae. The record is from RefSeq and is a predicted model, not a curated record. Bases 1 to 1362 code for a protein of 453 amino acids.